AUGACCGAUCAGAUCAAAGCAACUUUUGCCGCCAAGGCAGCCAAGAACGAGGCCGUCUUUGUCAGCUUCGUCACCGCAGGUUUCCCCACCAAGGACGACACGGUCGAGGUGCUUCUCGCUCUUGAACAGGGAGGUGCCGAUGUGAUCGAGCUCGGCGUUCCGUUCUCUGACCCUCAAGCCGAUGGUCCCGCCAUCCAGGAGAGCAACCAGAUCGCGCUUGAGCAUGGCGUCGGCUACACGCAAUGUCUCGACUACAUUCGACAGGCACGCUCAAGAGGUCUCAAGGCGCCGGUUCUGCUCAUGGGAUACUACAACCCCACGCUCGCUUACGGCGAAGAAAAGGCGGUUCAGGACGCCAAAGCUGCUGGCGCCAACGGUUUCAUCAUGGUCGACCUGCCCCCCGAGGAGGCCGCCGACUUCCGUGCCUCGUGUACAAAACACGGCCUCUCGUAUGUGCCUCUCAUUGCCCCUUCCACCUCGACGCAGCGCAUCAAGCACCUCGCCUCGCUCGCCGACUCGUUCAUCUACGUCGUCUCUAAGAUGGGCACCACCGGCGCCACCACGAGCGUAUCGAGCUCGCUUCCCGAUCUCAUCUCCAAAAUUCGCAGCAUCACCUCUAUUCCGCUCGCCGUCGGCUUUGGUGUCUCGACACGCGAGCACUUUGUCGAGGUCGGCGAGCACGCUGACGGUGUCGUCAUUGGCAGCAAGCUGGUCGCCAAGCUCAAAGAGGCUCCUGCCAACACGGCUGCUCGCGUUGAGGCCGCGCGCGCCUACUGUGCCGAGAUCACGGGCAAGAACGAGGGCGGCAUCCAGCGUAAGCAGCCGCUCAACAUCAAACAGGUCAUUGACCAGCCAGACUCGGUGCCCAUCCCCAAGGUCGACGGUGUCGUCAGCGCAGACAGGCCGCCGGUUCCUGGCCUCGACACCAUUGUCGACGGCGAGGGCAAGGUUCGACCUCCUCGCUUCGGCAAAUUCGGUGGGCAGUACAUCCCCGAGGCAUUGUUCGAUGCCCACCAGGAGCUCGAGAAGGCCUAUUUCGAUGCGCUCGAGGACCCCGAGUUCUUGAAGGAGUUUGAGAGCUAUUACGAAUACAUUGGUCGCCCCUCGGAGCUGUAUCCUGCCGACCGAAUGACCAAGGCAGCUGGUGGCGCUCAGAUCUGGUUCAAGCGCGAAGAUCUCAACCACACCGGAUCGCACAAGAUCAACAACGCUGUGGGUCAGAUCCUGCUUGCGCGAAGAUUGGGCAAGACCAGGAUCAUCGCCGAGACCGGUGCGGGUCAGCACGGUGUGGCGACGGCGACGGCAUGUGCCAAGUUUGGCAUGGAGUGCGUCGUCUACAUGGGAUCGGAGGAUGUGCGUCGUCAGUCGCUCAACGCGUUCCGCAUGAAGAUGCUAGGCGCUAAAGUGGUGGCCGUCGAAAGCGGAAGCAAGACGCUCAAGGAUGCCAUCAACGAGGCCAACAGGGACUGGGUCACCAACCUUCACAACACGCACUACAUUGUGGGAUCAGCGAUUGGCCCGCACCCGUUCCCGUCGAUCGUGCGCGACUUCCAGUCGAUCAUCGGUAAAGAAGUCAAGCAGCAGCUGCACGAGAAGAAGGGCAAGCUUCCGGACGCUGUCAUCGCCUGUGUCGGUGGUGGCUCCAACGCGAUUGGCAUCUUCCACCCCUUCAUUCAGGACAAGAGUGUCCGCCUGAUUGGCGUUGAAGCUGGUGGUGAUGGUAUCGACACUGCACGCCACUCGGCUACGCUCACCAAGGGCACACCCGGUGUGCUGCACGGCGUGCGCACCUACUUGCUGCAGGACGAGUUUGGCCAGAUUACUGAGACGCACUCGAUUAGCGCUGGUCUCGACUACCCUGGUGUGGGACCCGAGCACUCGUUCCUCAAGGACUCGGGCCGUGCCGAUUACACAGUGGCUACGGACGAAGAGGCGCUGCGUGGCUUUAAGCUGUGCACCGAGCUCGAGGGCAUCAUCCCUGCGCUCGAGACCUCGCAUGCUCUGUGGGCGGCGUUCCAGGUCGCCAAGACCAUGAAGCCCGAUGAGGACAUCGUGGUUUCGCUCAGCGGUCGUGGUGACAAGGACGUCGAGCAGAUUGCCAAUGCCAUUGCUCACGGUGGUUGGGGCGAGCGUCUCGGCUGGAACAUUGCUUGA
Messenger RNA from Sporisorium graminicola, 2154 nucleotides. RefSeq lists its product as uncharacterized. NCBI's taxonomy places the organism in Eukaryota, Fungi, Basidiomycota, Ustilaginomycetes, Ustilaginales, Ustilaginaceae. The transcript has a single exon. Gene Ontology annotation, molecular function: tryptophan synthase activity. Gene Ontology annotation, biological process: L-tryptophan biosynthetic process. The record is from RefSeq and is a predicted model, not a curated record. Gene Ontology annotation, cellular component: cytoplasm. The coding region runs from base 1 to 2154 and encodes 717 amino acids.